This is a messenger RNA of Girardinichthys multiradiatus, 1869 nucleotides long. It is a transcript of the gene hyal6, whose product is annotated as hyaluronoglucosaminidase 6. The transcript is spliced from 4 exons. Bases 157 to 1668 code for a protein of 503 amino acids. Gene Ontology annotation, molecular function: hyalurononglucosaminidase activity. NCBI's taxonomy places the organism in Eukaryota, Metazoa, Chordata, Actinopteri, Cyprinodontiformes, Goodeidae. Gene Ontology annotation, biological process: carbohydrate metabolic process; hyaluronan catabolic process. The record is from RefSeq and is a predicted model, not a curated record.
GUUUGUCUUUUCAUCAAUGAACAUAUGUUUUUACAUUUUGGAGCCUUAAAACACCGAAUCAAUAAUACUAAAUCUCCAAAAAGCGCAGAAGCAAUCCUAAGCACAGCCAGAAGAGGGGAACAGGACCACUAAUUGCUUCGUUAAGAAUAACUGGCCAUGAUGCUAACAGGCCUCUACCUCCUGCUGCUGGUCCUGUGGCUUAGCAAAGAGGAAAAGCUCCAAGUUCGAGGUCACCAAACAAAACCAGCUCGAGCACCUUUGAUCCCUCAUCGGCCUUUUGUUGUAGUUUGGAACGCCCCUACAGAGUCAUGUCGCCUACGAUUUAAGGUGGACUUGGACCUCAGUAUUUUUGACAUUGUAGCGAACCUUAAUGAGACCUUAAGUGGACCAAAUGUUACAAUAUUCUAUCAUAGCCAUCUGGGCUACUACCCAUACUACACCAGCUCAGGGAUUGCUAUCAAUGGUGGCCUGCCACAAAACCAGAGCAUCUCCAAACAUCUGAACAAGGCCCGAGUGGACAUUGACAAACUAAUACCACACAAGGAUUUUCGAGGCCUAGGUGUCAUUGACUGGGAGAACUGGAGGCCUCAGUGGGUAAGGAAUUGGGGUUCCAAAGACAUCUACCGCAAAAAGUCCAAGGAACAGAUCCACAAACUUCACCCACACUGGCCAGAAAGCAAAGUCGAAAAGGAAGCAAAGGAACGUUUUGAGAAGUCAGGGCAAGCUUUCAUGAAUCUGACUUUGGUAUUGGCUCAAGCUCGCAGACCAGAUGGUUUGUGGGGGUUUUACCUGUUUCCAGACUGUUACAACUAUGGCUACAAACAACACCCACAAUGCUAUACGGGGGAAUGUCCAAAUGUUGAACAUGUUCGCAAUGACUAUUUGAUGUGGCUCUGGAAAGAGAGCACAGCCCUCUAUCCAUCCAUCUACCUGGACUUUGAGCUAAGGUCUUCCUUAAACACUGUGAAGUUUGUUCACUAUCGAGUCAAGGAAGCCAUGAGGAUUGCAUCCAUUGCACGUUCAGACUACACAUUGCCUGUCUUUGUCUACGCCAGACCUUUUUAUGCCUAUACCUUUAUUGUGCUUUCAGAGAGUGACUUAGUUCAUACUAUUGGGGAGAGUGCUGCCUUGGGAGCUUCAGGUGUUGUCCUCUGGGGAUCAUCAGAGUAUGCCCGAUCAAAGAGGAACUGCCUAACUAUCAAGAAGUACAUUGAUGGACCUUUGGGACAUUAUGUCAUCAAUGUCACAUCAGCAGCUAAAUUGUGCAGCAAAGCGCUUUGCAAGAAGAAUGGAAGAUGUGUCCGCAAGAGCCUGGACUCAGGUUCUUAUUUGCAACUCAACCCACGCUUCUUUCACAUUCACCAGAAUCCGGCAGCCAGGGGCUCCCAGUUUGACGUAAGGGGUCACCUCAACAAUCACGACAUCCUGGACAUGAGACACAAGUUCACCUGCCAGUGCUACCAGGGCUGGACUGGUGCUUACUGUGAGAUCCCACAGGCUCAGCCACCCACUCCUCCACCAGCUCUACCACCUGCUGACCCACUUCCACACCCUUGGGACAACAGGCUGAUGGCACAUAUUAUGCUCCUCUUUUCUGUCCAUUUCCCCUGCCUGUGCAUAAGCAUGUUCUUGGGACUCUGUCUGAUCAUAAGAGGUCUCAUACCGUAGACACCAGAAAUAUCUUAAUUCCUUGUUAUUCACUGUGCUAAAUAUAAACUAGUCCAGCUUGAGAGUAGCCCUCAGCAACAAUCCUUUAACCUUGCCCAAUAAGAAUGAGUCCCAGAUAAAACAUCGUUGGAAUUUGUGUGUGUUCAUAUCAUUGUAUUGCUAAUUUCAGUCACGGAUUGUCCAUAAUGAACACCAUGUUGG